Molecule: messenger RNA, 1789 nt
Organism: Vidua chalybeata
Lineage: Eukaryota; Metazoa; Chordata; Aves; Passeriformes; Viduidae
Product: polymeric immunoglobulin receptor-like
Exons: 8
Coding region: 78-1514 (478 amino acids)
Cellular component (GO): cell surface
Molecular function (GO): signaling receptor activity
Source: RefSeq, a predicted model, not a curated record
GGAGAGGCCAAGGGAGCCCACUCUGGCACGGGACACGCCGGGCAGCCCCCGGUGAUGCCCCUUCCCCGGGCCUGAGGAUGGCCGUGGAGCUGAGAGCCCUGUUCCUGCUGCCACUCUGCUUCCCAGGUCUCCAAGGCCAAACCCCACAAGUGCAGAGACGACGGGAAGGGGGCACUCUUUACAUGCUGUGUCCUUAUGCAGCGUGGACUACGAAACAGCAGACAAAAUACUGGUGCCUCCUGAGACAUGGAGACUGUCAAGAAGUCCUGCGCACAUACUACGAAGACAGCGUGCAGUCCAGGGACAGGAGAAUUGAAAUCAAGGAUAACACAGCUAGUAAGGCUGUGUCUGUCACCAUGACUGACCUCAAGGCAGAGGACUCAGACACAUAUUUCUGUUCUGCUUACAAUCGUGUCACAGGUGCAUACACGCAGCUGAGGGCGAUCUCACUGAAUGUUUUCAGGGAGCUGCUCAAGUGGGAGCUGGACACCCUGACAGUGCAGUGCCCAGAGGGGUACGGCAUGGUCUGGUGCCGAGGAGGGCAGACUGACUGCACAGCCCCGCUGAGGAGACAAACAUCUUCAAAACAGAGUGAAAUGAAAUCCCUGCAAGACAGAGCAUCAGUGGAGUAUAACGCUCAAAGGGCUCUGGUUGUCACCAUGAAGAAUCUGCAGGCCCGGGACUCUGGUGUGUACUGGUGUGCACUGGGCUCUGAGCACAGCCGGAAAAUGGAGGUCGUGCUCUCUGUGCUCAAGAGGACUCAGCAGCACACAGCCAAGGAGUCAGGCAACGUCUCUGUCCAGUGUCACUACAAGAUCGCAGACUACAGGACUGUCAGCAAAGCCUGGUGCAAAAAGAAAGAGGGGGGAAUGUGUAACGUGCUGGUCACCACCAGAUCAGAGUCCCCAGCAGGAAACAGCACGGCUCGGGAAGGUGUCAGGAUCCAGGAUGACACCCAGCAGGGCUUUGUCACCAUCACCAUGGAGCAGCUGCAGGUGCAGGACUCGGGCGUGUACUGGUGCGCGCUCCAGGACGGCUCCGGUCUGCUCCGCAUGGAGGAGGUCACGCUCAGCGUUUCCAAGGCGUUGCCUCCGGGAGGUUUUCCAGACUCUGAAAGCCAAAGCGAAGAAAUUCUUUUGGGCGACAGCUGCAGUGGGAACACCUUCCUCAUCCUGUCCGUGGUGCUGCUCCUCCUGCUCCUCCUGGCCCUCCUCACCUCCGCAGCCCUGGGUGUCAGGUACUACAGGCUGCUGCUGAGAACAGGUAACAGAGAAGCAGAGGACACCAGUGACAGACCAGAGGGCACAGCACGGGCUGGCAGCACUGGGAGGAGGGAAGGUUCUCAGGAUGACAGCAAAGGGCCAGCAUACAUCAACCUGGAUGUGCAAUCCCACCCCAGCCCCGAGGAUCCCCUUUACUGCAACGUGAAACUGAGCCAGGCUCCCAGGAACCCCCAGGAGAUGGAAUACGCCGUCAUCGCCUUCAACCAGCCCCCAAGGACCAGCAGGGAAUGAAGCACAGAAUCCCAAACGAGCCAGAAAUGGGGGGAAGGAGCUGGAAUACAGAGUGGGAAUGAGGAGUAGGAGGUGUGUGGAUGGACCAGCUGAGUUUUGCUGCUCUGUGUGUGGUGUUGCCUGAGCGUUUUCAGCUCUCCCUCCUGUUUUAGGCCGGGCAGGGGUUUUGCCACGCUUGUGGCAGAUUGCCUCGGGUCAGGCAGAGCUGUGGGGGAAUUCCCAGGAUCUCUUGGAACAUCUGCUUUUCCAAUUCCAUUAAAGUGCAGAGUCUUGGA